ACCCGUUCCAUACUUAGUUUAGGGGUUUAAGACUUUCAUCUCACAUCAGUUAGAGGUCGCAACUCGCAAGUGAGUGAGAAAAAUGGCGAAAUCUUCAGCGACCAAAGACGCUCAAGCACUUCUCCACUCUCUCCGUUCUGCUUACGCUUCAACUCCCACUAAUCUCAAGAUCAUUGAUAUAUAUGUACUGUUUGCGAUAUUCACCGCUCUAAUUCAG
Messenger RNA from Nicotiana attenuata, 217 nucleotides. RefSeq names its product dolichyl-diphosphooligosaccharide--protein glycosyltransferase subunit DAD1-like. Gene Ontology annotation, cellular component: oligosaccharyltransferase complex; membrane. The record is from RefSeq and is a predicted model, not a curated record. NCBI's taxonomy places the organism in Eukaryota, Viridiplantae, Streptophyta, Magnoliopsida, Solanales, Solanaceae. Gene Ontology annotation, biological process: protein N-linked glycosylation.